AUGUUGACUAAAUGUUACUCAAUAGAUUGUGUAAAUUCUAUAACCACCAAGGCGUUGAUCUUUCUUUCAUUAGGUUCAUCUCACGCCAACAGGUUGGUAGUGUUGUCGGUGCCUCCUGAUUCUGGUAGUAUUCACGAUAAUGAUCCCUAUACUUCCCAGCAGCAAAUCCUUGUUGAAGAUUAUGAUCUAUCAAACAUUAGUUUUAUUAGAAAAAAGAUGGAUCAAAUGGCAAUGAUUGAGAAUCUUCAGAAUAAGUUCCUGCAUCUUCUCCAGCGGUUGGGGCAAACUCAAGAUAGUCUUCUGGUGGCAAAAGUUUUAUAUGGAAUGCACUUAGCAACUUUGAUUCGAGUAGGGGAAUCAAAUUUGAAAAGAGUGAACUUAAACAAUGAGAUAGCCGAAUCAAUAGUAAGAGCAUCUAGGUUGCCUGAACUAGAUAUCUCUGUUAAAAUACUUGUACUUGGCCAAACUGAGGUUGGCUAGAGUGCAACCAUAAAUUCUAUCUUCGAUCAACUGAAAACUGAGGCCGACGCAUUUCAGCUUGCCACUGGUUGCAUUGGAGAGGUUGUGGGAACUGUUAAUGGGAUUAAAGUAACAUUCAUCGAUACCCCUGGUUUCCUACCCUAUGCGAGAAGAAAUAGGAAGAUUAUGUUGUCUGUGAAGAAAUACAUUAGAAAACCCCCUCCAGAUGUCUUAUAUUUUGAGCGGCUUCACUUUAUUAACAUGGAUUGUAGUGCCUUCCCUCUUUUGAAGCUUCUGACUCAAGUUUUUGGUAGUGCCAUAUAAUUUAACACCAUCCUUGUCAUGACACAUUCUUCUCCAACUCUGCGGUAUCCUGUCAGUUAUGAAUCUUAUGUGAACCAUUGCGCUGAUUUAUUGCAGCAAUAUAUACACCAGGCAGUGUCUGACUCAAGCAUUGAAGUCCCUGUACGUCUAGUAGAGAACGACCCUCAGUGCAAAAGAAAUAUACUUCCUAAUGGACAGGUUUGGAAAUCGCAAUUCUUGUUAUUAUGCAUAUGUACCAAAGUUCCUGGUGAUGCCAACAACCUCUUGAAAUUACACGACGGCAUUGAACUAGGACCUUUAACGAGCAAUCAAUUGCCUUCUCUGCCUUCUUUUUUACGUCAUCGGUUAGUAUCAGAUCCAACCGAACCAGAAAAUGGUUUUGAUGAGAUUUUGCUCUCAGAUGCUGAAGAAGUGGCGUAUGAUCAAUUGCCUCCAUUGACUAAGUCUGAAUUUAAAAAAUUGACUAAAUCACAGAAAAAAAAAAAUGCAUACCUUGAUGAACUGGAAUAGAGAAAACUCUUUAUUUGA
Gossypium raimondii (Peruvian cotton) is the source of this 1311-nucleotide messenger RNA. Its product is annotated as translocase of chloroplast 90, chloroplastic. Gene Ontology annotation, molecular function: GTP binding. Gene Ontology annotation, biological process: protein targeting to chloroplast. Gene Ontology annotation, cellular component: chloroplast outer membrane. NCBI's taxonomy places the organism in Eukaryota, Viridiplantae, Streptophyta, Magnoliopsida, Malvales, Malvaceae. The record is from RefSeq and is a predicted model, not a curated record.